UCUCUUUCUCAAGACAUGUCUGUGUCUCGCUCUACUGUAUCUGUUUGGACAGAGAGAGCAGUGAAGAAAGAGAAAGCAAAGUCAAUAGCCCUUAGAAAAAGAGAAGAAGAGAUUGCCAUUUGAGAAAUGAGUAAAGCAAAAACCAUCUUGUCAUUUUGGGGUUUUCUUCAAACUUAAAACAAUAAAAUAGAAUAAAAAAUCCCCAUAAAGUUAACUUCUUUAACUUGCUCAAGUAAAACUACAACAAAAAAGAAAGAAAAAAACCCAAAUGCAGAUACCCAUUUGAGAGUUGAUUCUCAGGAUCCGAUUCCCUAUUUCAAGAUCUCACCCUUUUUUUCUUCUUUGAGAAUCUGCAUUGUUGCUUUGAGGUCAUAUGAUUUGAAGUUAUGCUGAUUAUGACACCAGACAGUGGCUUCUUGUUGUCUGAAGAAGUAUAUUUGCGUUGUGAAGUGUUAGACUAGAGAAUUUUGAAAAUAUCAUAGAGAGAAGAUGAAAUCCGACACACUUCUUGAUUAUGCUGUGUUCCAGUUGUCACCAAAGCGCUCUCGAUGUGAAUUGUUUGUUUCCAGCAAUGGAAACACAGAAAAGCUUGCUUCUGGGUUAGUAAAGCCAUUUGUUUCUCAUUUAAAGGUGGCAGAAGAACAGGUUACACUGUCACUUCAAUCAAUUAAGCUUGAAGUUGAAAAGUGUAAAAAUGCCGAGACUUGGUUCACAAAAGGAACGCUUGAGAGGUUUGUGCGGUUUGUUAGUACACCAGAGGUUUUGGAAUUGGUGAACACAUUUGACGCAGAGAUGUCUCAGUUGGAAGCAGCACGGAGAAUAUAUUCUCAGGGGGUGGCAGAUCGGCCUUCUGGUGCAUUAGGUGGGGAUGGUACUGGAAUGACGGCAGCUGCUGAUGCAACAAAGAAGGAGCUUUUAAGGGCUAUUGAUGUACGUCUUACUGCAGUCCAGCAGGACUUGGUGACAGCUUUUGCUCGUGCAUCUGCUGCUGCUUUUAACCCUGACACUGUGUCUGAACUCCAACAAUUUGCAGAUCGGUUUGGUGCUCAUCGCCUGAAUGAGGCUUGCACCAAAUUCAUAUCACUAUGCCAGAGAAGGCCAGAACUGGUUAGCCGGUGGAAACCAGGUGUUGAUGAUCAAGUGGUCAGAGCCUCAUGGGGAUCUGACAUGUCAAUUGAUGACCCCAAUGAAGACCACAUUGGGUCCAAUGUUAACAGCAGGCCCUGCCAAACUUCCCAAAAUAAACACCAAGAACAACUACAACCAAGCACUAUGCAGACCCAGCACCAUAUAGACCAAUCAAAGCCAGCCACAUCUCAACAACCAAAGCCCUCAAGUACUACACAGCUACGUUCUCAAAAUGAAAACAAGGAAGAAGAGAAGAAAGAGGAGGGGGUGACUGAGUCAUCACCUAGCCAAAUUAGUCAACCUACUAGGCGGCUUAGUGUGCAGGACAGGAUCAAUCUCUUUGAGAACAAACAGAAGGAGAGCUCAAGCUCUGGAGCCAAACCCAUUACUAUUGGAAAAUCUGUAGAACUGAGAAGACUUUCAUCUGAUGUAUCAUCUGCGCCGGCAAUUGAAAAAGCUGUGUUAAGAAGAUGGAGCGGUGCAAGUGACAUGAGCAUUGACUUGGGUAAUGACAAGAAGGAUGGUAAUACAGAUAGCCCCUUGUGCACACCCUCCUCCUCAUCUUCUGCGUCUCAAGGUAAAAGCAAUGUGUUUCAAGGUUUAUCCGAGGAUAAAGAACAAAAAGAUGAGAAGGGUUUGAGUGACAAGGUAAGUUUAGUUAAAGUUGAACCUAAGAGUGGUCCUGGUGGAGCUGCUGAUGAUACGUCAAAUCAGGGAGAAGUGCAAGCACAGGUUGGUAAUCUUUUGGGGAUAGAAGAGGAUGUUGGGUUGAAGGGGCGAAUGAAUUGGAAGGAUCAAUUGGGAUCACAGAACUGCCAAUAUCAGUCUUUUACAGGUAAGUCAGAACAGGUUGAGAUGGGCGAUCAAGGGGCUUCUCAGGAGAAGGUUAACGGUUCCUUAACAGGAGAGAGGGGAGGUUCAGAGGUGCAGUCUCGAGUUUUUCCUGAUAGAGCUGUGAUUGUGGGGGUUAAAAAUCAGCCCACUUCUCAGUUGCAGGUUGGAGUUUUUGCAGAUGCAGUGGGGGAUGCCACACCUGAGGGUGAAUUAAAGAAUAGAGUGGAGGCUCAAGGCAAAGACCAAUCGGUAACACGAUUGCAUCUUAGGGCUCAAGGACACUCCAGAACGUUAUCAGGGCAGUUUGAAGGUCGUAUGGGACUAAAAACUAAGGAGGCUCAGUAUAAAGGCAGUGAAGGUGAGCAGUUCACUCAGCCACAGGUGAGCUCUUUUACUGGGGGGGUUGAGGAAGUGGGAAAGAAAGACUUAUCUUCAUCUGAGAAGCAAAUAGGGAAAGUCGAAGAUUCUGGAGUCCCUAAAAUGAAGUUUAAGAAACAGAUUCCAGUAGGUUCUGAACAAAGCAAGAAGUCACAGGGUAGGAGGGAUGAUGAAGGUGGUUCUGUUUAUGCAAGUAACAAGUCUCUUAUUGGUAAAAAGGCUCCUGAGAGUGAAGAGAGUUUAAGUGCCCCAAUGAUGCCAGUAGAUCAAACUCAGAGGAUAAGGCAGUCAAGGGGAAACCAGGAGCUGAAUGAUGAGUUAAAAAUGAAGGCAAACGAACUUGAAAAGCUUUUUGCUGAGCACAAACUUCGGGUUCCUGGUGAUCAAUUCAGUUCUGCAAGAAGAAGCAAGCCUGCUGAUGUGCACAUCGAACAGGAAGCAAGCUCACUAUACAAGAAACCAGCGGUAGUAGAUUUAUCUCCUGCACAGAUGCCUGACAAAAACUCAUUUUCUGAACCAAUGGGGAGUUUGAGUAAUAUGGCUAAAUUUUGUACCCCUCCAACAAAGAUGGUAGAUAACCAGGACUAUGCUGAUAGUUUGAGGCGGAAUUUCUCUGCCAUCAGCUUUUCAGAUGAUUCUAGAGGAAAAUUUUAUGAGAGGUACAUGCAAAAGAGAGAUGCAAAGCUGAGGGAAGAAGGGGGUUCUAAAAGGGCUGAGAAGGAAGCCAAAUUGAAGGCUAUGCAGGAUAUCCUUGAGCAAAGUAGAGCUGAGAUGAAGGCCAAAUUUUCUGGUUCUGCUGAUAGACAGGAUUCCUUAUCUAUUGCUCGUCAACAAGCAGAGAAAGUGAGGUCAUUCAAUUUUCGAUCACGGAGGGAGCAGCAUCCAAUGAGUUCAAUUCAGAGUGAAGAAGAUGAUCUUUCUGAUUUUCCAAAGCAGAAGUACUAUGGACAGGAUAGAUCAUAUAAUGAGGAAUCUUUCGUCGAUGGUUCUUCUAGGAGCUCCAACACUAAGAAGCUUUUGCCAAAUAGAAAUGUGUCUUUAUCCACUCCUCGCACCACAGCAGCUGCAGUUCCCCGCUCAGCAGUCAAAGUUUCGAAUCCUAGUUCUGGAAGGCGAAGAGUGCAAUCUGAAAAUCCUCUUGCACAAUCUGUUCCCAACUUCUCUGACCUCAGAAAAGAAAAUACAAAGCCCUUUUCUGCCGCUGGCAAGGUGGCCUGCCGUUCCCAGGUAAGAAACUAUGCUCGGAGCAAGAGCACCAAUGAAGAGAUUGCUCUUGGUAAGGAUGAACAGCCUCGAUGGUGUCAGUCCCUUAGGAAGAGCUCUGCUUGUCCUGCAGAAUUUUCAGAUUUAUCUGCCUUGAACUCUGAUGGCAUUGUUUUGACACCUUUGAAAUUUGAUAAAGAGCAGAUGGAACAGAGCUACAAUGAGAAAUUUGUGAAGAAUGUGGAAGCAGAGCCUUUCCUCAGGAAACGAAAUGGUAAAGGUCCUGGUGCUGGAGUAAAUAUUGUAAAGUUCAAAGCAUUGGAGGCAUCUGAGACUCCAAAAGAUAAAGAGUCCGAUGAGCUAGCAUUUGAAGCAGAUGAUCCCAUGGAUAUGGCUAAAGAAGAUGAAAUGGAUGAGCUUGAAACAACGGCAGUUGAUGAUUCUGCUAACUUCAAAAAUGGAAGAUCAAAACUGAGCCAGGAAUCUGACAAGUUGGAUAAUUCUGGAUCAGAGAAUGGUGAUUCCUUGAGGUCUCCUUCUCAGGUUGACCCCGCAUCAGUUGCUGAGCUGCCUGCUGCAGUGCCCACUACAUUCCAUACUGCAGUAUCCCUGCAGGAUUCACCAGGAGAAAGUCCUGUGUCAUGGAACUCACGCAUGCAUCAUCCAUAUUCUUAUCCUCAUGAGAAUUCAGAUAUUGAUGUGUCCAUGGAUUCCCCCAUUGGGAGCCCUGCAUCUUGGAAUUCUCACUCACUUGCUCUAACAGAGGUGGAUGCUGCUCGAAUGAGGAAGAAAUGGGGAAGUGCUCAGAAACCUUUUCUUGUUGCUAAUGCAACCCAUAAUCAGUCACGUAGGGAUGUAGCAAAAGGGUUCAAAAGGUUGUUGAAAUUUGGACGGAAAAGCCGUGGGGCAGACAGUUUGGUGGACUGGAUCUCUGCUACAACUUCUGAAGGAGAUGAUGACACAGAGGAUGGCAGAGAUCCUGCCAAUCGAUCAUCAGAAGACUUGAGGAAGUCAAGAAUGGGAUUUUCACAAGGUCACCCUUCUGAUGAUGGCUUCAAUGAAGGCGAGUUUUUCAAUGAUCAGGUUCAAUCCUUACAAACUUCUAUUCCAGCACCACCAGCAAACUUCAAAUUAAGGGAAGAUCAUAUGUCAGGAAGCUCCAUAAAAGCACCACGAUCAUUCUUUUCACUUUCAUCAUUUCGAAGCAAGGGUAGCGACUCCAAGCCUAGAUAAAUUUCUUCUUGAGGAAAUUCCAGGACAAGUGCUGGGAAUCAUCUUAAACAGUAGUUUAAAGGAACGUGUAUAAGAUACAGAUGCUUGAGGUAGGCACUAUACAGUGAACACUAUCACAUCUACAAUGGGACUUGUAAAUCUUCAUGGAGUCAUGAGGCCCUCAUGAUCUAGUGAGUAAUUUUCUAUAGUUGUGUCCUAGAUAUGUUGUAUAUUGCAUUGAAGAAGAAAUCGCCGAUUGGCAUAAAGUCAGUGUGAUUUUGGUAGUUCAGAGGCAUUCUUUUUGUCCUUUCAUUUGCUCUUGCCAUGUGAUGUAUAUCAAAUUGAACGCUUUGUUAAAACCAGAGUUAUUGACAAUGCGGAGUAAAAAUAAACUACUUUUCAUCCUAGUAGCAGUAUGUAUUAUUCCUUUCUGGGUGAUGAAAUUCCCUUAUCCUCUUUGCUUCUGCUACUAUAUAUUUUUGGCCACAUGC
This is a messenger RNA of Durio zibethinus, 5246 nucleotides long. RefSeq lists its product as uncharacterized. The record is from RefSeq and is a predicted model, not a curated record. Lineage: Eukaryota; Viridiplantae; Streptophyta; Magnoliopsida; Malvales; Malvaceae.